Molecule: messenger RNA, 1932 nt
Organism: Pestalotiopsis fici W106-1
Lineage: Eukaryota; Fungi; Ascomycota; Sordariomycetes; Amphisphaeriales; Sporocadaceae
Exons: 2
Coding region: 1-1932 (643 amino acids)
Molecular function (GO): protein binding
Source: RefSeq, a predicted model, not a curated record
AUGAAACCAGGGCGCAUCGUUAUAGAUGGCCUCUGGCGCUGCCUGUGUCCAUCAGUAGAUGCUGCAGCUUUCUAUCAGACACUGCGACGACCCGCCGUUUCUCGGCGCCAACCGACAGCGAUCACGAGCAGGAGCGCAAGCACUGCAGCGGUUGAGACACAACCGCAACUCAAUGCCACAACGACUUCCCCAGCCAUUCAAUGGCCACAUCAUGGGCGUCAGGCCGAGCGGCAUUCAGCCCGAGUAUGGAAACAUAUAUCGAAACGGGCGCCACCGCAUACGAAGACCGCGGCGAAGGUGAGCGAUAAGCGCUAUGUCCACCGCAAAUGGAAACGACAUCCCACUCUACCUCGCUCGUUCUUCACCGACCAGGGCUCAUCCGAUGAAGAGUUGCACGGUGCCAGCACCGAUGCGAUCGUCGAAGGACUUCGGGAGCUAUGCGAAUCCCAGGGCCAGUACCAUGGCAUUUGCAAUACCGUUCGCUACCUGGUAACCAAUCGCAAUAAAAAGGCCGAUGUUUUCUUAUACAACUGUCUUAUCCAAGCGAACUGUGACCCUGAAUUUGGGUCUGCCGAAGCUGUUGGUGACAUGUUAGAAGAGAUGGAGUCUACGCGGGUGCUGCCAACCGCGGCCACAUAUCAGAGUGUCCUCGAAGUUCUCGCAGUCCACCCAGACUAUGUUUUACGUAACAGGGCGAUAGACAAGAUGGAGGCAAUCUGGAAGCCGCCCACGAUUAAUGGACGAGUCGCAAUCACCGUCGGGCUCAUACGCGACGGCCAAUACGAGAUGGCUCUCGAAUCGCUAGAAUACCUGUACAAAAACGGGGCGCCCAUCCCGCAUUGGCUCUACGAUAUAUUCAUCUACACUUUUGGAGCUUUGGGUGCUCACGAGGAGACCCUCAUGAUUCUGCAACAAAAAGAAAGGUGCAUUGACGCACCCCCUACACAUAAUUUAUGGCACUAUCUUCUAGAUGUCUUUAGCAAGGAUUCAUUCUACGAAGGUACCAGGACCGUGUGGAACCGCAUGGUUAUGCAGGGCAAAGCUGUUGCAUCCGAUGGAACAGCCGUCAAUGUUCUCAAUCUCGCCUCGAGGCAUAACGAUGCAAAUAUGGCCACGCAGGUCAUCCAGCAACUAUUGGAUCGCGGCGUGAAACUUGGAAUGCAUCAUUUUGAGCCUCUGCUUGAAAUUCAAUCUGCGGAUCAAGAAAUUCAACAGGCAUUGUCCACUAUAUGCCUCAUGUCAAAGGCUGGCCACGUACCAGAUCGGUCCAGCACUCGCUCAGUUGUGGCCCAGUUGCAAUCCACACCCAAACUGGCAGAGGAGGCGGUUGGGUUGCUUCACGACUUGAAAAAGAGCAUGCAGGUUCCAAUCGCUGCCUUCAAUGUUGUUCUGGAAGCAACUUUGCUCACUCGUGGUUUUCCGGCUGGUUUGGACUUAUAUCGCAGCAUCGGCCGGAUCUGCUCCGUAAAGCCCAGUCUGGAGACCUACAACUUACUCCUUCAGCACUGCGACGUUCCCAAAUUCAUGCGAUUCCUUGUCGCGGAGAUGGAAGCGUUCUCCAUUGCUCCUGACGAAGCAGCCUUUGACCGCAUGAUUUUCAUUAGCACUUCGAAUACGAAUUACGAACCAGCUUUUCGUUACUUGGAGCAGAUGGUGUCUAACAAGACCGAUGAGGAGUCAAGUGGCUGGUGGAUCAGCCGGCCAACAGCGCUUUCACUGCUUAGGAGAGCCAUAUCAGCUAAAGAUAAUCGGACCCAAGGUCUCAUGGAGGAAUGCGAGAAGAGAGGGAUCAUCGACCAGGCUGAUAUUGAGGUCUUGAUGAAUACAAUGAGUCAAGGGGACCAAAGUCAGGGACUGGCGCCUGCUACUCAUGAGAAUGUGCAGAUCGAGGCCGCUCAGAUAUCAUCCAAGGAAACGGCAGAGGCCUCUUGA